ACUAAGGAGAAUAAAAGAGAUCACGGGAACAGAGUGAUUUAGAUAGCGGUCAGCCAAAGGAAGCAGAUUGAUAGGUUGGGGGAGUGACAAAAAGGAGAGAUGGAGUUGCAGGAGGGGGUGAAGAGCGAAAGGGAAAGUGGAGCGCUGGGAAAAUUCAUGCUGUGUUAGCAUCCCUGAGCAACUCCAUCAAUACUGCAUACAGCUGAGUUACUGGCAAGAGUCCUGCUGCUGCAACCCCAACCUCCGCCGGAGAGAGAGAGCAAGAGAGCAGGAAGGUUUGUGGUGGGACUGUGCCUUGAUCUUGGGCUACUGCAGUAAAAGCGUGAGGAGGAGGCAGGAGAGGAGAGUGCUGCGCUCUGGAAUUCUCCACAGGAAAGAGGAAUAACACCAAUCCAGCUCCACAGAUAACAUCAGACCGGAUACCUAGUGAAAUUUCAGUGGGUUCCAUACCUCUGGCCUUAUGCAGAAAACUCUGAGCACACCUGAUUGAGACAGGACCAGGCUGUGUAUCAUGUAUAGUCGCUGAUCUCUGAGAUGGCCGUGUGGGCCCGACGGGCCAAAAUUUCCCCCCUGCAGCGCUGCCUUCACCUCCUCCAGGGCCAGCGGCUCACCCUGUGCUUCUGAUCUGCCCAGCCCCGCUAACACCCAUCCUGGGCUUCCCUCUCAUCGGGCCACCUGGCUUCACUCCGGGCCCACCAUGGGAGGAUGCCUCUCCAAACCCAAACCAGUAGAGGUCAAAGUUGAGCUCAAUCUUUUGGACAAAGAGAAGGAGGUGGACCUGAUGUCUCCCAAUGGAAAGGCCAGUCCGUUUUCAGAAUGCAGACCCAACGGAUCUCUGGGACACUGUUCCGACGAGGACAGCAUGACCCUGCGGCCGCAGCGUAAACACAGAGAUUACAUAGAGGCAUCAGUCUGCCACGUAAAAGACCUUGAGAAUGGACAAAUGCGUGAGGUGGAUUUGGGUGCAGGUCGUGCUCUGCUCAUUAAGGAACAUGGAGAAUUCUUUGCAAUGGGACACAAGUGCCCACAUUAUGGGGCUCCACUGGUCAAAGGUGUGCUAUCAAAAGGACAUGUGCGAUGUCCAUGGCAUGGGGCAUGUUUCAACAUCGCUACGGGUGAUAUUGAGGAUUUUCCUGGCCUAGACAGUUUGCCUACCUUCCAGGUCAGAGUCGAAAAGGAGAAGGUGAUAAUAAGAGCAAACAAGCAGGCCCUUCAGACUCAGCGGCGGUCAAAGGCCAUGUCAAAAUGUUCAGCUGUCAUCAAUUCCAGCACUGGAUUCAGCCACGUUCUGAUUAUUGGAUCAGGUCCUGCUGCUCUGGUGUGCGCUGAGACUCUGAGGCAGGAGGGUUUCACUGACCGCAUAGUGAUGUGCACCAUGGACAAACAUCUGCCUUACGACAGGCCUAAACUGAGUAAGUCUUUAGAGAGCACAGCUGAGCAGCUGCAGUUGCGCUCCUCUGACUUCUUUCAAGUGCACGACAUAGAGAUACUGUUAGAGAAAGAGGUUGUUUCUGUGGAUGUGAAGACACGAACUGUGAUAUUUCGGGAUGGUUUUAAAAUGGAGUAUCGAAAACUCUUCAUUGCCACAGGGAGCAGACCCAAACCUCUGAGCUACAAAGGCAAAGAUGUGGGAAAUGUGUAUCACCUCAGAACACCAGAGGAUGCAAACAGCAUCGCUACACUCGCCAGCAGUAAGAAUGCCGUCAUUGUGGGAACCUCGUUUAUUGGUAUGGAGGUGGCCGCAGCUCUCACAGAUAAAGCUCACUCUGUGUCUGUGAUCGGCAUAGAGGCUGUGCCAUUCCGUAAAGCUCUCGGAGAGAAAGUGGGGAAAGCCUUGAUGAAGCUGUUCGAGUUGAACAGGGUGAAGUUCUAUAUGUUGAACGAGGUGUGGGAGAUGCGAGGGCAUAAUGGACAGUUAAAAGAAGUGGUUCUAAAAAGUGGCAAAGUCUUAAGAGCUGACGUCUGUGUUAUUGGCAUAGGCUCAGGUCCAGCCACAGCAUUCCUGAAGCAGAGCGGAGUGCACAUGGACUCCAAAGGAUUCAUCCCAGUCAAUAAGACCAUGCAGACGAACAUCGAUGGGGUCUUCGCUGGGGGAGACGUGGUAACGUUUCCUCUAGCUCAACGCAGCAAUAAGAAGGUGAACAUACCCCACUGGCAGAUGGCUCAUGUACACGGUCGAGUGGCUGCACUUAGCAUGAUGGGAAAGGCCCCAGACAUUAAAACGGUGCCUUAUUUCUGGACAGCCAUGUUUGGGAAAAGCAUACGAUAUGCAGGUUAUGGAGAUGGCUUUGAUGAUGUCGUCAUUCAGGGAGAUUUGGAUGAGCUGAAAUUUGUGGCAUUCUACACAAAGAGUGAGGAGGUGGUAGCCGUGGCCAGUAUGAACUACGACCCCAUUGUGUCACGGGUUGCAGAAGUCUUUCGCUCAGGAAAGACGAUUAGGAAACGUGACGUGGAGACAGGAGACAUGUCAUGGCUGAUAGACAAAGGCUCACAGUGAGAAUGUGCACAUCAUGCUCUAUGAGUUUUCCUUGCCAAACUCAGACGAUCUCCUGUAACAGACAUAGUCUUAGUGCUGCAGCUGCAGUUGGUUAAGUGGGACACUAGAUGGGAGACAUAUGCUGUCCUAAACCGAGCACCUGGGCCGUGCCGAGGACGUCGUCCCCAUGAGGUGGAACCUCUCCAGGCCUGGAUCCGUUCACAGCGCUAACAAAUGAGCCAUACCUGGUUUUCACCCUCUGUACUAGACAGGACAGCUCUCUCUCUCACUUUUUCUCGUGGGUUGGUCGACUCGGACCUCUCUGCUUUUGCAUGAAGCAUCUGCCUGUACACAGUGUUCACAGGAGAGCCGUUAAGGGGAAUUGUCAUAUUUUAUUUUGUACAUGCGACUUUGUAUAUAGCUGUUACCUGAAGAUACAUUCAAAAAAUAAGACUGCACUUUUUCUACCGAACCUCUGCUACUGAUUAGCCUGGCUACGGGAACGAACAGAUCUGAUGUCUGGCUCUCGUCAAAAUAUGCGGCCCCACGCAGCUUUGCUUGCGGCAGUUUGUAGAGGUAGAGAGAGCAGAUGCAUGAAAAUUCAUAUGCAUAGGGCAUUAGUUUUCAUUAAGAAUUUCCCAAAGGAUUUUAAUGUGGUAUUAUUAUUCAGGGAAGGUGACAAGGUCCAUAUGUCAAUGUCUAUGAAUAUAAAUCAAAUAUAUGAUACAGUAUUAUCAUAUAUCACAAUUUAUGGGUGAAUAUCAUGAAAUCAUAAUCAAAAGAAAUGAAAAAAAAGAAAAAGAAACUUAAAAGAAAAGGAAGUUUAUUUUUAGGGCCAUUACCUUUUAGGUCAUAUAUAUAUAUCACACACACACACACACACUGUUUUGCAUAUAUUUCAUUAAUGAGAAUUUGGAGGGAUAUAUACAUUUUAUAUAUAUAUAUAUGUGUAUAUGUAUACACACACACACACACACACACACAUUAUAUAUAUAUAUAUAUAUAUAUAUAUAUACACACACACUGUUUUACAUAUAUUUCAUUAAUGAGAAUUUGGAGGGAUAUAUGAUACAAUAUGUGUGUAUGCAUGUGUGUGUGUGUAUAUAUAUAUAUAUAUCUAUACACACACACAUAUAUAGUUUUUGGCAUUAUUUUCAUGAGAAUUAAGCACAUUUCCCCCCAAAGUCUCAUCACUGCAAUGUAUAAUUUAUUACUAUAAUAUUCAUUUUCUUAAACUUUUCUUUUUCAGACAUUUUCUUUAUGCAAAAUGUAAUUUUGUCAUUUCAAAACUUAAAUGAUAGAUAAAUAAUAUGACUUUGUGGUGAACUAUGACCUGGACAUGUUAUUGACAGGCUUCAUGAAUUGUUAAACCUAUCUUUUAUUCAAUGCUACCAGCCAUUAAGCAUUUCAAGUUCAAAUUUAUAGUAAAAUCUCCAUGGCAAUAAAGUGAUGCUGUCAUUUUGAAUGUUCUCGCCCCAAACUGAAGCAUGAGCCCGUGCACCAGGACUGGCCUGAAACACUUGCUGACCUUUAACAAUGACAAUAUACCUCUUGCUCAUGGGAACCGUGGUUGCCCUGCUAGUAAAUUGCACAAGAUGACAAAUAUUUAAAGCUAUAACUUUAUCUAUAGAAAUGCUCGUAUUAUAAGAGUCGAGGCUUGUAUUUUUUGACUAAUCGUAAAAUGAUUUAUUGAUGACAGACUGAUUGAUUGUUGAUUGUAUUUUUAGAUUGUGCGCAAUAAUAACAAAUGCUUUUCUUGUAGCUCUGACCUCCUAUAGCUUUUCUUUGGUACUAACUCAGGGAUUGGAGGUUUCAGUCAUAUGGGACAGGUUCUGGUUGAAUACAAAAUGAUGAAUAAAUUUGUUGCUAUAACA
This is a messenger RNA of Ctenopharyngodon idella (grass carp), 4350 nucleotides long. Its product is annotated as apoptosis-inducing factor 3. NCBI's taxonomy places the organism in Eukaryota, Metazoa, Chordata, Actinopteri, Cypriniformes, Xenocyprididae. The record is from RefSeq and is a predicted model, not a curated record. Gene Ontology annotation, biological process: execution phase of apoptosis. Gene Ontology annotation, molecular function: oxidoreductase activity, acting on NAD(P)H; flavin adenine dinucleotide binding; 2 iron, 2 sulfur cluster binding. Gene Ontology annotation, cellular component: cytoplasm; mitochondrion. The transcript has 21 exons. Bases 698 to 2497 code for a protein of 599 amino acids.